AUGUACACCACUAAGACUCUCGGUUUCUUGGUCGCCAUUGGUGCGGGUACGUCCGUCGCCCAGCAAUUUACCCCAGCUCCAACUUGUUCUUUCUUGGAUACACACGAAACAUCUACUCUCGCGCCCGGUGGUAUCCUAAGGGACCCUGAAGCCUAUGUAUCGGAGCUCUGCGGCCUAGCAGUUGAUCUACCCCAGUCGGCAUUGUCCGACUUCUCAGGCUGGGGCCCUUCGCUCCUCAGUUUCGCCGGCGAGAGGAUCGCGACGUAUGAUCAGGUCGUUACCGAGUGCAUUACCACCGGAACGGCCGCUUCUUCUAUCACUAGCUACCUCCACUAUAUCGUGUCAAACCCUGAGAGCCUAUGUCAACCUACCGCUACCCCGACUGGAGGUAACGGCACGGCAUCCGUUACAAUUACACCUUACCCGACUGCUACACCAACCGGCAAUAAUACCAACCCCCGAACAACAUCAAUACCUGUGGCGGCCGCCGCUAGACCUACCGAAGUCCUAGUCGGUGCUACCGCUAUGGGCGGUGUCAUCGCUGCCGCGAUCUUGCUAUAA
Xylaria bambusicola is the source of this 561-nucleotide messenger RNA. RefSeq lists its product as uncharacterized. The record is from RefSeq and is a predicted model, not a curated record. NCBI's taxonomy places the organism in Eukaryota, Fungi, Ascomycota, Sordariomycetes, Xylariales, Xylariaceae. The coding region runs from base 1 to 561 and encodes 186 amino acids. The transcript has 2 exons.